AUGCAUCUUCUCGCCGUCUCUAGAAAGUCACUGCUUGUACUCAGUGGCGUUGUUGUACUGGGAAUCAUUGACGUCUGCCACGCCGCAGACGUAACAAAGAUCUCCUCAACCGGCUGCGUCGAUAAAGCCGGCUUCGAGAAAUGUCUCGCCGACGCCGUUGAUGCAGAAGCAGCUUGCAUCAAGACCACCUCUGGCGAUGCCAGUCUUAUCGUGGGCUGUGGAUACGGGAACCAGAUCAACCAGAUGAACUGCUACAUGUCGAGCUGCUGGAACAAGAUUUACUCCUGUGAAUACUCCGCCCUAGCAGCCCAAUACACCACCGACCGCGACCUCAUGACCCCAGAACCAAUCCCCUUCUGGCCCGCCCCCGCAAACGCCCCCGGCGCCUGCUCCUGCAACAUCGGCGAGGCCGUCGUCAACUCCACGCAGGUCUACCUCGAAAGUAUCGGCUGCAUUUCCACCUACCAGAACGUCCCGGACCUCUUUGGCUGCACCUGCUGCUCCUUCGACGGUGCUCUUUCCGCCCUAUACGCAAUCUGCCCCAACAACAAUCCCGACUACCUCGGCUAUGCCGACUACUACAAAGCCAUCAAAGACUACGAGAGCCAGCUCAACCUCGGCACCUGCGCCGAAGCCAUCAGCGGCUCCAACUGCGUCUCAAAAUGGGGUAUCGACCCCCCCGCCGGCGGAAAGUUCCUCGACCCCGACUCUUUGUCAAAAUCGUUUGGCAACGACGCGCUGUCGACCGUCAGUGGGACACUUACAGCGCCGCCGGGCGGGCCCACUAUCACUUGGUCAAUCCUCGGUGUCGAGUGGACGGUCACAGCCGCGAGUGCUGUGGCCGGCAGCGGCGGGAGUGAUACGGCGGCGGCGCAGACGACGGUGGUCACGACGACGAAUAGCAUGGGGGAGACGGUGGUGAGUACGGGGACGGUGGCGGCGGCGACGGGGUCGGGGUCGGGGUCGCCGAAUUCGGCGGUGGGAAGGGCGGUGGGGAAUGGAUGGGUUGGUGCUAUGGUGGCUAUAGGAUGGGUGAUGUGGGUGUUUUGA
Molecule: messenger RNA, 1050 nt
Organism: Morchella importuna
Lineage: Eukaryota; Fungi; Ascomycota; Pezizomycetes; Pezizales; Morchellaceae
Exons: 3
Coding region: 1-1050 (349 amino acids)
Source: RefSeq, a predicted model, not a curated record